Corapipo altera (White-ruffed manakin) is the source of this 554-nucleotide messenger RNA. Its product is annotated as papilin-like. Lineage: Eukaryota; Metazoa; Chordata; Aves; Passeriformes; Pipridae. The transcript has 3 exons. Gene Ontology annotation, molecular function: serine-type endopeptidase inhibitor activity. The record is from RefSeq and is a predicted model, not a curated record. Bases 18 to 554 code for a protein of 178 amino acids.
GUGGAGGAGAGUCAGGAAUGGUGCUCCUGGAAAAGGAGGCGACUCCAGAGGAGGCAACAAAUCCCCGGGAGCGGGAGCAGCGCCAAGGAAUCCGCAGAGAAUUCCCAGCCUCCUGCCUACAGCCCAUGGAUGAGGGAUCCUGCCAGGAUUAUUCCCUGCUCUGGUACUUCCACCCCGAGGCCAAGGCCUGCAGACCCUUCAUUUUCGGGGGAUGCCGAGGGAACGGGAAUCGCUUCCCAUCCCGGCGGGAAUGCGAGCAGCACUGCGGAGCCUCGGCAGGUAAGGCAGCCCCACAACCCUCCAAAUCCAGCCAGGAGGGAGGGAAAAGCAGGAAAACCUGGAUCACCAAAUGGGAUCCUGGAUCACCAACUGUGACCCAAGAUCACCAAAUGGUUUCCUGGAUUACCAAAUGGGAUCCUGGAUCACCAACUGUAGUCCUGGAUCACCCAAUGUAUCUUGGAUCACCAGCUGUGACCCUGGAUCACCCAGUGGGAUCUUGGAUCGCCAAAUGGGAUCCUGGAUCACCCAAUGGGAUCCCGGAUCACCAGCUGUGA